AUGGCGUCGCCCAGCGUGGGACCGGCGCCUCCGGGCUAAGAGCUCUCUCCCGCUGUCCGACGCUGAGGAGCGGCGGCGCUGGCCGCUACCCAACCGAGCCGGGCGAGGAGGACCGCUCGCAGCGCAGUGAGGGGUGCGGCCUCUGAGGGGCAGAGGCUGAACCGCCCUGCCCGACGCGCAUCCUCCCCGCCUCCGCCGCGGCGCCGGCCCCCGCCAGAUUCCCAGCCGAGCGGCAGGAGGGAGGACGCCGACUCCGCUGCAGGAGAGUGAAUGAACUUAAUUGAGAAUGUCUGAAAACCUUGACAAGUCCAAUAUAAAUGAAGAAGGAAAAUCAAAAUCAAAUGAUUCUGAGCAAGGCCUUGAAGAUGCUGUGGAAGGUUCUGAUGAAGCUUUACGGAAAAUAAAGUCGGGCUCUCCUAGCACCCCAAGAGUGCAAAGACCUCACUCCAGUGCUCCUCGAUUCGUGACAGUAGAAGAACUUCUAGAGGCAGCAAAAGGAGUAACUAACAUGACCAUAGCCCAUGAAAUUGUGAUAAAUGGAGACUUUCGGAUUAAACCAGUUGAAUUACCAGAAGACAGCUUGGAGAAGAAAGUAAAGGAUAUUGUACAUAAAGCUUUUUGGGAUUGCUUGAGUGUCCAGUUAAGUGAAGACCCCCCAACUUAUGACCGGGCCAUCAAGCUUGUUGGUGAGAUCAAAGAGACGCUCUUAUCUUUCUUGCUGCCUGGUCACACUAGACUGAGAAACCAGAUAACAGAAGUCUUGGAUCUGGAUCUGAUAAAGCAGGAGGCAGAGAAUGGGGCCCUGGACAUUUCCAAGCUGGCAGAAUUCAUUAUUGGCAUGAUGGGGACACUGUGCGCACCUGUUCGAGAUGAGGAAGUGAAGAAACUAAAGGACAUUAAGGAAAUAGUGCCCCUUUUCAGGGCAAUUUUUUCCGUGUUGGACCUAAUGAAAGUGGACAUGGCAAACUUUGCUGUCAGUAGCAUUAGGCCACAUCUCAUGCAGCAGUCAGUUGAAUAUGAAAGGAAGCAGUUUCAAGAGUUUUUGGAGAAGCAGCCAAAUUCCCUGGACUUUGUCACCCAAUGGCUGGAAGAAGCCACAGAUGACCUUAGGAAUCAGAAGUAUAGAAAUGCCCUGCCGGCUGUGGGAGAGGCCUCUGGCUCUGGGGACGGUCCCGGACCAGAUCCUGUUGCUGUCCAGAAUUAUGCGUACCUGAAGCUUCUGAAAUGGGACCACCUCCACAGACCUUUCCCCGAAACAGUUUUGAUGGACCAAUCUCGCUUCCAAGAGUUCCAGCUCCAGCUGGCGCAACUGACUGUCCUGGGGGCCGUGUUGCUGGUCACGUUCAGCAUGGCAGCCCCAGGAAUUUCCAGCCGGGCCGACUUCGCUGAGAAACUCAAGAUGAUUGUGAAGAUUCUGCUCACAGAUAUGCAUCUGCCCUCCUUCCAUCUGGAGGAUGCCCUGACUACCAUUGGGGAGAAAGUCUGCCUGGAGGUGAGCAGCUGCCUUUCCCUGUGCGGGUUCAGCCCCCUCACCACGGACAAGGAGACCGUGCUCAAGGGCCAGAUCCAGGCUGUGGCCAGUCCUGACAACCCCAUCCGCAGGAUCGUGGAUUCCCGAAUCCUGACCUUCUUAGAAACCUACCUUGUCUCCAGUCAUCAGAAGCCAUUGCCCACAGCCCCAGGGGGAUUAGGUCCAGUUCAAACAGAGCUGGAGGAAGUUGCCAUUAAGUUCGUGCGCCUGGUCAACUAUAACAAGAUGGUCUUCAGUCCCUACUAUGAUGCGAUCCUCAGUAAGAUCCUUGUCAGACCCUAACUAAUGCCUGUGCUCCCUGCAGCAGCAGUGUUACCCACUUGACCUGUUCUCAGCUGUAGUGUUGCUUUGGAAAAUGGCUGCUUAGUACAUUUCUGUUUAACAGCACUGAUGCCCAAAGGAAGAAUAUUGUGUAUCACUGUUGAAAAGACUUGUUGAAAAAUGUACUAACUUCUCUUUUGAGGGUUUGUGUUUAUGAGUGCAAGUUUACAAAUCAGAGAAGCUUUUCGUUAUCGUGAGUUUUGUAGGUAGCACUCAGCUUUUAACGGGUGGACUGCCGUGUGUCUCCACCCACACCCUAUCAUGAUCGUAGUUGCCUCGUCUCUCCCAGCAGCCCGGGACCUCUUCUGCCAUCUGGCUCGUUUUUCUUUCAGACACCCAAGAGUAUCUGACAGCCACCCCAGAGUGAACAGAACCAGGCCGUGAUGCGUUUAGACCCUUGCCCCUCUCUUGCCCAGCCCAGCCCUCCUUCCUCCAUGUAUUUUGUGUUGGAAGGACUUUAUACAGUCUCACUGCCUCCACACACCUCCCGCACCCACUAUUUAUUGCUUUCUCCCUACCUGGGCUAGCCGGAGCCUCAGAACCCUUUUGUUCUAGAGGAGAGUUAUUUGAUUUUAAAAAGCUUACUUGUUUUUACAAAAUUACUUCUGAGCCUGGAUGAUAGCAGUUAUGGGAUCUAGAGAAAGGAAAAUUCUGUGACUUUUAUGCCUUGAAAGUCAAGGAGGAAUAUUUUUUUAAAUAUAUGUUAGUGUAAUGUAUAGAAGAGGACAGAUGUCUGAAGUUUUUACUGAGAAGUUCACUCUGAUACAAUACAUAGAUGUAUUGAUUGGAUUCGAAUUCCAGCAUUGGAUUUAAGUGUUUUCAGGUAAAAUAGCGUCAGCUCACUUAUUUCUUGGAAAACGAAGUUAUAGGAAAUCCCUGGUUUCUGAGCAGUAUUUAUUGAGGAACUUCAGUGGCCAGAAUUCCUGACAUAUCCUGUGACUGAAAGGGUAGCUUGGCUCUCACAGGUGACCUGUUCUGUUAAAAAAAAAUAAAAUGUGCGCACGUGCCUGUGUGUAUUUUAGACAGGGACAUUUUGUUAGAAACAGCCAUGAAGUUGUUGGGCGAUCUCCAGUUGCCAGAAUCAUGCAAGGAAUCCCUUCAUUCAAGCCGAUGAGGGCUGGGGUGGAGCUGGGGACAGCGUUGGGGAAACAUCCACCCUGUACACUGUCUAGUGAUGCGAGGCUUCAGAGGAGUGAAGGUUAUACUGGGAAUGUGAUUUCUCCAAGUAUUUGCUUCUAAUAUUUUUACUUGCAGUCAGAAAUGUAUGCUGAGUUACAUGGUCAGAGGUCAUAUUAAUAAACUUUAGGCUGAAGGACAAAUCCUCCAAGGUUUCACUGGAAGGGGAUGAAAGCUCAGUUAGUAGAACUUUUAA
This is a messenger RNA of Mesoplodon densirostris (Blainville's beaked whale), 3224 nucleotides long. RefSeq names its product t-complex 11 like 1 (gene TCP11L1). The coding region runs from base 287 to 1813 and encodes 508 amino acids. The record is from RefSeq and is a predicted model, not a curated record. Gene Ontology annotation, biological process: signal transduction. The transcript is spliced from 10 exons. Lineage: Eukaryota; Metazoa; Chordata; Mammalia; Artiodactyla; Ziphiidae.